Scutellospora calospora is the source of this 150-nucleotide messenger RNA. NCBI's taxonomy places the organism in Eukaryota, Fungi, Glomeromycota, Glomeromycetes, Diversisporales, Gigasporaceae. The record is from the annotation of a GenBank genome assembly.
UUGCCUGAUGAAAUGGUUUCGUUAUUCAUUAAUAAUAAAAGUUUCGUCAAUUAUCAGGCAUCAUUACUUGACUCUAACCAACAACAAUCCUUUCAUUUCAACUACUAUACCAAAUUACCUGAAAAAAUAAUUAUUCAAGAAGAAGCAAGA